AUAAAGUUUUAAGAAAGCAUCACACGCUUUUCGCGGUCAUUUUUUUAUUCUAGACCGGUCUUCCGCAAGGUGUCUCUGCUGUCGAUCGUUGCAUUCCGCUCGCACAUUGGAAAGGCGUCACCAUGGGGCGACGUCCCGCUAGGUGUUAUCGCUACUGCAAAAACAAGCCUUAUCCCAAGUCUCGGUUCUGUCGAGGUGUCCCUGACUCCAAGAUCAGGAUCUUCGACUUGGGCAGGAAGAAGGCUAGGGUAGAAGACUUCCCCCUGUGUGUGCAUCUUGUGUCUGACGAGUAUGAACAGCUGUCGUCCGAGGCCCUUGAGGCAGGACGCAUUUGCUGCAACAAGUACUUGGUCAAGAACUGCGGCAAGGACCAGUUCCACAUUCGCAUGAGACUUCAUCCCUUCCAUGUGAUCCGCAUCAACAAGAUGUUGUCCUGCGCCGGAGCUGAUAGGCUUCAAACUGGAAUGCGUGGUGCUUUUGGCAAGCCCCAGGGUACAGUUGCGCGUGUGAACAUUGGCCAGCCCAUCAUGUCUGUGCGCUCAAGUGACCGUCAUAAGGCUUCAGUCAUCGAGGCUUUGAGGCGUGCCAAGUUCAAGUUCCCUGGUCGCCAGAAGAUCUACAUCUCGAAGAAGUGGGGAUUCACCAAGUAUGAGAAGGAUGAGUAUGAAGCCUUGAAGGAAGGUGGAAGGUUGGAGAAUGAUGGUUGCAACGUCAAGUACAGGCCCGAGCAUGGCCCCCUUGAUAGCUGGAAGAACUGGCAGAGGACACUUGCCGAAGCUUAGUUCUUAUUUGUUAUCAACCUUCCAAUAAAGAUCAUUCUUUCGUGUAACUAAA
This is a messenger RNA of Neocloeon triangulifer, 834 nucleotides long. RefSeq names its product large ribosomal subunit protein uL16 (gene RpL10). Bases 123 to 782 code for a protein of 219 amino acids. The transcript is spliced from 5 exons. Gene Ontology annotation, molecular function: structural constituent of ribosome. The record is from RefSeq and is a predicted model, not a curated record. Gene Ontology annotation, biological process: ribosomal large subunit assembly; translation. Lineage: Eukaryota; Metazoa; Arthropoda; Insecta; Ephemeroptera; Baetidae. Gene Ontology annotation, cellular component: cytosolic large ribosomal subunit; ribosome.